AUGACGUCAUGGGUGCGGCCACUCAACGUCCAGCUCGGCUACCGCAUGCUGCAGCGUGACGGCCAGGUCGUCAUAUGGUGCAACAACAACGUCCAUGUCAAAAUCCACGAGCGGGCCAAAAAGUCGGCGACGUCACAGCCCGCAGCCGCAGCGGCGGCCCCUAGCGGCGGUGGCAGUGGCACCAGCAAGCAAGUUCCGGGAUCCAGCAGCCAGGGGGCAACCAGAAAGGGCAUUUUUGACCUCGCUGUCGCCAUCGACCAGCUCCUCAACCAGGGUAUGAAAGACACCUACGUCGGCCUGCUCAAGAUGGAACUCGAAACAGCGCCGCCGGCAGGUGGCUUCGAGUGGACGGUUCAAAAAACUCCGUUUCCCACCAUCAAAGUGAAGACGAACACAAGGCUGCACAGGCUGAUGACCAUGGUGCCCAGCCUGGGCGAACAAGGCCGUGAGUUAGUGAGACAGUCAGGGGCGCUCGCGAACGUGGAGGGAGCGGUUAUAAAACCCAUGUAUCCCGGAAAGGGGCAGAUCAAGAUCUAUGGUGCAGACAAGGAAACGCUUGCCGGCGUGACGAUGAUAGUUGAAUUUAAUAAUGUCGUGGCUUGAGAGCCCGG
Lasiosphaeria miniovina is the source of this 611-nucleotide messenger RNA. RefSeq lists its product as uncharacterized. NCBI's taxonomy places the organism in Eukaryota, Fungi, Ascomycota, Sordariomycetes, Sordariales, Lasiosphaeriaceae. The transcript has 2 exons. Bases 1 to 603 code for a protein of 200 amino acids. The record is from RefSeq and is a predicted model, not a curated record.